Messenger RNA from Talaromyces stipitatus ATCC 10500, 2694 nucleotides. RefSeq names its product transposon I factor, putative. Gene Ontology annotation, molecular function: RNA-DNA hybrid ribonuclease activity; nucleic acid binding. The coding region runs from base 1 to 2694 and encodes 897 amino acids. The transcript has 2 exons. The record is from RefSeq and is a predicted model, not a curated record. NCBI's taxonomy places the organism in Eukaryota, Fungi, Ascomycota, Eurotiomycetes, Eurotiales, Trichocomaceae.
AUGAAGGACGUCUUCGAUAUGAGUAAAUGGCAUAAGUCCACAGGCACCUUCCGAAGCCCUCCACUGAAGGAUCCACUGAGACCUAGCAGCCUCCCAGCAGUUACUAUACACGAGAAACGAGACGUACUAGUCCGAAAUCUUCUUCAAAACUCGGCUGAGGCAGGAGACAUACCUCUGGACUCCCCAGCAGUCCCUAUCACUAGCCUCUACUUUCCAGACAUAUCAAUGUCACAGGUGGAGGAGUCAAUACUUCAGGCAGGAAACACAGCUCCUGGCGCAGACGAAAUCCCAACCUGCAUACUCAAAGUAGCAAGGCCUUUAAUUAAGGAUAAGGUACAAAUGCUAUACCAAGGGUGUCUAAAGAUUGGAUAUCACCCGAAAUGCUUCCGACAUGCAAUUUUAGCAAUUAUCCAGAAACCAAAAAAGACUGAUUGGUCCUCGCCCAGAUCAUACAGACCGAUCGCUCUCCUAUCAGUUCUUGGCAAAGGACUCGAGCGCCUAGUGGCACGGAAUAUGGCAUGGAUCUCUAUACACUACAAAGUAUUAGCGAGACAACAGUUUGGAGCUCUCCCACUAAGAUCUGCAAACGAUCUGACCACAUGCCUAACACAUGACGUUGAACAAGCGCUAAAUCAAGGCAUGACUGCCUCACUCCUUACCCUAGAUGUCAAGGGCGCAUUUGACGCCGUGCUUCCUGGCAGACUGAUCCGCAGAUUGCGUGAGCAGGGCUGGCCUACUAAUCUCGUCCUCUGGAUCGCCUCCUUUGCUACUGGGCGAUCAGUUCAGAUCCGCCUUGAUGGAGAGAUUGGCCCCUCAACAGACAUUGCCUGCGGCCUUCCACAAGGAUCCCCAGUAUCUGGCAUUUUAUUCAUGCUCUACAUAGCGCCUCUAUUCCGUCUAGGAAACCCAAGGAACAAAUUUGGCUACGCCGACGACGCAGCUAACCUGGCGAUCUCGACAUCCCUUGCUACUAACUGCGAAGCCUUAUCAGACUCACUUCAAGAAGCUCUUAACUGGGGUGCUGCAGAGGGCAUUACUUUCGCACCAGAUAAAUACGAGCUUCUUCACUUCUCUCGACGAAAAGCAGACCAGGACCCAACCUGCACACCUUCAGUAAAAGCUGGAUCUAUUACAGUCUCAGAAAAUACUAAACGCCUAUAUCUACGUUGGCUAGGAAUCCUCUAUGACAAAAAGCUCACAUUUAAAUGGCAUGUCGGUGAAACAGCAUCUAAAGCCCUCACUGUGGCUAAUGCCCUUCGCUCUCUAGGGAAUACUGCCCGAGGAGUUAAACCUUAUUUACUACAGCAAGCUGUAUUAGCCUGUGUACUCCACAAAGCAUACUAUGGUGCUGAAACCUGGUGGCCAGGACGUACUCGCCCUGGGCCUACCCAGACUUCAAACCGAGUUGGCGAACAUCUUAAGAAACUAACUAAAGUAGUACUAACAGCGCAAGAGCAGUCCUUCCAGUUUUCCGCACAACCCCAAUAUCUGUCCUUUACCGGGAAUCGAAUAGCCCUCCUCGCAACUGUCCGCCUACGGCGUCUGGAUCCUUACCACCCACUUCGAAGACGCGCGGAACAGGUUGCCAGUAAUAGCCGACAAACCAGCCGAUUUGCCCGCCGCAUACUGGCCCUCCCCAACUCUGAGCAGAUAAACCCUCUCCAACACGCUCCCUGGCACCCUCGCGAGACGCGCGAGAAUGCUCAAGCUCGAAUAGGAGCUCCCAUGGGACGCAGUAAGGAACAGGCAGCGGCUGAUUUUAUAGCUUUUCAACGCACCAUCCCUAGCUCUGAUAUUAUAAUCUUUUCAGAUGGAUCUAGACUAGUAGACGGACGUGCAGGAGGAGGUUACAUUGGAUUUCAAGCACACAAUCAGUUCCUCCGCUCCUCACUCUCAUAUGGACAUGGGAAAGAGGUCUUCGACGCAGAAGCAGAAGCUGCCCUAGCUGGUGCCCAAGCAGCAAUAGCAUACCCAACAGCUCAAUUUGCUACUAACUUAUGGAUCUGCCUUGAUAACUUAGAAGUUGCCACGCGUCUUCUAUCUCCCUCUACCGGAUCUUCUCAAGAAGCCUUUGAAUCCUUCCGCACCCUUGCAGCUGGCUGGCCACUACGUGAAAGGCUUCCACACACCAAAAGUGGAUCAGUCCAAAUCCGAUGGGUCCCUGGACACACUAAAAUCCCUGAGAAUGAAGCAGCAGAUUCUGCUGCUAAAGAGGGAGCUGCCUCUACCCCCCCCUCUCCAUGCAAGUCCUCAUAUGCCUCGCUAAAGAGACACGCCAAGACUCAAUCUCUCUCUGCUGCCCAGACACGGUGGCAGACCAUAGCACCACAAACUUACCAAGAUCUAGAAAUAACUACAUCUCCUAAGCGCCCUGGAGAGCUUCAACUUAACCGACUUGACCUUGGCCAUAUCAUUGCAGCCCGUACUGGACAUGGAGACUUCGCAGACUACCAUGAACGUUUUAAUCAUGAUGAUGCUCAUCUCCUCUGUCGAUGUGGAGCACGAAAAGCACCUCUACAUUUCUUCUUCUGCUAUAUAGCUAAGAGACGAGCCCCUCGUCCUCCUGGACCUCCUUCUGAGGUCAUAUCCUUCCUUCUAGGCACCGCGAAAGGAGCACAAAAACUAGCUACAUGGCUAGCAGAGACCCGUUUUUUUGAGGAUAUCUGUCCUCGCCAACCUCUCCUUAGCACCUAG